CUAGACCAAGUUUUGGGGAACAAACAUAACGGCAAAGCAGCAAGCAUGGGCGAAGCACCAAGUUGGCAGCAUAUGUGGGGUGCACGCGUGAAGAUGCCAUGUGAUAUGGAGGACGAUGUGCUGGAAGACGUGAUCAAAAGCGUGACCCAGCGACUGGGCCAGUUCGACACUGAAGAAUGGGAGAAGAAGGGGUUGCAGGUGUGCGAUGAUAUUCGAGACCAUCUUGACAAGCGAUGGGACCCGCACUGGGUGGUGUGCAUCGGCCGCAACUUUGGCUCGUAUGUGACGCACGUGACGCGGCAUUUUGUGUACUUCUACUACAACGAAAAAGCCAUCCUCGUGUACAAAGCCGGGUAGUUCGGACGUUCAACUGUGUAUGUACCGGUACAACAAGGAGUACCAUAUAACUGAGAUAAAUUGUCUUGUAUAUCUACG
Molecule: messenger RNA, 435 nt
Organism: Aphanomyces astaci
Lineage: Eukaryota; Oomycota; Saprolegniomycetes; Saprolegniales; Verrucalvaceae
Exons: 1
Coding region: 46-357 (103 amino acids)
Biological process (GO): microtubule-based process
Cellular component (GO): dynein complex
Molecular function (GO): dynein intermediate chain binding; dynein light intermediate chain binding
Source: RefSeq, a predicted model, not a curated record